GAUUCUGCCAUGCAGGCCACGUCCAGUCUGAACAGAUUAGUAUUAUUUCUGUGGAUCAGAACUCUCAGUCCUGCGGUGUGUGAAGCGAACCCGGUCACCUGCAGACUGUGGACCGAGCCUCAGAACCUCGGCUUGUUCAGGGAUGGAGACUUCAUGAUCGGAGGGAUAUUUGGUAUUCAUGACUACAUAAAGACAGAGCAGAUGAGCUUCACCAAGCUGCCAUCACAGUUACAGUGCUCAGGGAGAAUGGUCUACAGAGAGCUCCGCUUCGCUCGAGCUCUGGAAUUCACCGUUCAGGAGAUUAACAACCGAACCGACCUCCUUCCGGGCGUUACGUUAGGCUAUCAGAUACUAGAUUCAUGCGCCACGCCAAGGAUGGCAUUGAAAGUUGCCUUUCAGCUGGCAAACGGUUUCCAGCCUGUGUAUAACGAUACUGAUUCGUGUUCAGAAUUAACGUCUCCCGCUGUAACUGCUGUUAUUGGAGAUUCCACGUCCACCCCAUCGGUCAGCAUAGCCAGAAUGCUCGGUCCGUUUGGAAUUCCGCAGGUGAGCCACUAUGCUACCUGUGCAUGUUUUAGUGAUAAGACUCAGUACCCCACCUUCUUCAGGACCAUACCCAGCGACCAGCACGGGGGAGCCGCCCUGGCGAAAAUGGUCAAACACUUCGGCUGGACGUGGAUCGGAGCGGUGCGCAGCGACACCGACUACGGAAAUUACAGGAUGGCGUCGUUCCUCAAGACUGCGCAGGCGGAGGGGAUCUGUGUGGAGUAUUCGGAGUCCUACUACAGGACACAACCCCGCAGUAAACUGGAGCGAGUGGCCGACGUGAUCCGCAGGUCGACCGCCCGCAUCAUCGUGGCGUUCAUGGCCACAGGAGACAUUCGCUUUCUCCUGGAGGAGCUCACCCGACAGCCGCUGCCUCCUCUUCAGUGGAUAGGAAGCGAAUCCUGGAUCACAGAUCCCGAGUUCCUGAAAUAUAACAUGUGUGCCGGGGCGAUAGGGUUCGGGGUCCCGAAGUCUGUUAUUCCAGGACUGAAUGAGUUUCUGCUGGAUCUCAGUCCAGAUGAGGCUUUAAAAUCGCCUCUGUUAACAGAAUUUUGGGAGAGCUCGUUCAGCUGUAAGCUCCAAGGGCAGACGAGCAUCUCUGAGGGCACACGGGUUUGUAAUGGUAGUGAAGAUAUAAAAACACUGCAGAAUGCGUACACUGAUACGUCUCAGUUGCGCAUCAGUAACAUGGUGUAUAAAGCAGCGUAUGCCAUAGCGUACGCCCUCCACGGCGUCAUCUGUACUGGCACACGGUGCGACAAGAGCAUCAGAUUUACACCUUUGCAGAUGCUUGACCAGCUCAAAAGAGUAAACUUCACGACCAGGAAUGGGUUUCAGGUCUCGUUCGAUUCCAGCGGAGAUCCACCAGCUGUAUAUGAGCUUAUAAACUGGCAGUUUAAGAAGGACGGCGCUUUGAAUUUUGCGAUGGUGGGUCAGUACGAUUCGUCCAGACCGAGAGGACAGGAGUUCAUCAUGAACAGUGCCAUCAGCUGGGCUGGAGGACAGACUGAGGUCCCGGUGUCAGUGUGCAGUGAGAGCUGUCCUCCAGGAACCAGGAAAACCGUCCAGAAGCGACGACCUGUCUGUUGUUUUGAUUGUAUACCCUGCGCUGAAGGAGAGAUCAGCAACAAAACAGACUCUUUAGAUUGUUUGCGCUGCCCUCCUGAGUUCUGGCCCAAUCCUAAGCGAGAAAGCUGCCUCCCCAAACCCAUCGAGUUCCUGUCCUGGGACGACACCCUCAGCAUCAUCCUCGCCGUGUUCUCCAUCUCCGGUGCCGUUCUAACCAUGUGUGUGGCGACGAUCUUCUACAAACACAGAACGUCUCCCAUAGUCAGAGCCAACAACUCUGAGCUGAGCUUCCUGCUGCUCUUCUCUCUGACUCUGUGUUUCCUCUGUUCACUUACUUUCAUCGGUCGACCCUCCGAGUGGUCCUGCGUGCUGCGCCACACAGCGUUCGGGAUCACCUUCGUCCUCUGCAUCUCCUGUGUUCUGGGUAAAACAUUAGUGGUGUUGAUGGCGUUCAGAGCGACACUUCCAGGCAGUAACGUCAUGAAAUGGUUUGGGCCUCCACAGCAGAGACUCAGUGUUGUUACCUUCACGAUCAUUCAGGUGAUUAUUUGUGUGUGUUGGUUAAAAAUCUCCCCUCCGUUCCCCUUCAAAAAUCUAAAACACUACAAGGAAAGAAUUAUUCUUGAAUGCAACCUGGGUUCUAACGUGGGUUUCUGGGCUGUUCUGGGUUAUAUCGGGAUUUUGGCUCUUCUGUGUUUUGUUUUGGCUUUUCUGGCUCGGAAGCUGCCUGAUAAUUUUAAUGAAGCUAAAUUUAUCACCUUCAGCAUGUUGAUAUUCUGUGCAGUUUGGAUCACUUUUAUUCCAGCGUAUGUCAGUUCACCUGGUAAAUUUACUGUAGCUGUGGAGAUUUUCGCUAUUUUAGCAUCAAGUUUUGGUUUGAUUGUUUGUAUUUUUGCUCCUAAAUGUUUUAUAAUCGUGUUUAGGCCAGAGCAGAACACCAAGAAGCACCUCAUGGGGAAAACUUGA
Messenger RNA from Trichomycterus rosablanca, 2580 nucleotides. RefSeq names its product extracellular calcium-sensing receptor-like. Bases 10 to 2580 code for a protein of 856 amino acids. Gene Ontology annotation, molecular function: G protein-coupled receptor activity. NCBI's taxonomy places the organism in Eukaryota, Metazoa, Chordata, Actinopteri, Siluriformes, Trichomycteridae. Gene Ontology annotation, cellular component: plasma membrane. The record is from RefSeq and is a predicted model, not a curated record. The transcript has 6 exons. Gene Ontology annotation, biological process: G protein-coupled receptor signaling pathway.